CCAAGGCAAAGUCAUAGUUUCUAUCCUUUUUGUUCUCCAUUACUCUAAGAACCAAAGGGAAACAGGUCUUCAAGGAGGAGGCAUGAAUGGGACAGCCAUUGAAAAUUUUGUCUGUGUCAUUUUUAAUGUUUCCUUCAUGAACUGUACCUGGCAUGUGGGCAGGACUGCUACAGAAGAUACCCAAUACUUCCUGUACUGGAGGCCCUCAAAGAAUGAAGAUGUCACAGAAUGCCAAAAUUACAUCAAAGAUAACUUUGGAAGGCACACAGGAUGUCGAUUUCAAAACGUGACAAUAGAAAAUAAAUAUGCUUAUUUCCUGGUAAAUGGGUCCAGAAGCAGACAAAACAUUCAGUCAUAUUGGAAGAAUAUAUGGCUGUACCAAAUUGAAAAACUCACCCCUCCAUUAAAUGUCACAGUGAACUGUACAGAAGCUUCUCAUAGUUGCAAUAUUUGGUGGCAACCACCUCGCACAAGUCAUGUGAAAAAAAGCAGCUGUUUCAAAUAUGAAAUUGCCAUAGAAAACAAGGCUGAUGUUGAGAAAAAAAUCAAAACUGCAUCUAAAAGAGAAGAAAUAGUUGAAAAUAAUUCCUACCUCUAUGAAAGCUUCAGCUCAGGUAAAAGGUACAGCAUCAGAAUCAGAGCAACAGACGUUUAAUUUUGUUGGCUUUCUGCAGAGUGGAAAUGGGAUCUUUCUGUGUUUGCAGGCAUGAAUGGGACAGCCAUUGAAAAUUUUGUCUGUGUCAUUUUUAAUGUUUCCUUCAUGAACUGUACCUGGCAUGUGGGCAGGACUGCUACAGAAGAUACCCAAUACUUCCUGUACUGGAGGCCCUCAAAGAAUGAAGAUGUCACAGAAUGCCAAAAUUACAUCAAAGAUAACUUUGGAAGGCACACAGGAUGUCGAUUUCAAAACGUGACAAUAGAAAAUAAAUAUGCUUAUUUCCUGGUAAAUGGGUCCAGAAGCAGACAAAACAUUCAGUCAUAUUGGAAGAAUAUAUGGCUGUACCAAAUUGAAAAACUCACCCCUCCAUUAAAUGUCACAGUGAACUGUACAGAAGCUUCUCAUAGUUGCAAUAUUUGGUGGCAACCACCUCGCACAAGUCAUGUGAAAAAAAGCAGCUGUUUCAAAUAUGAAAUUGCCAUAGAAAACAAGGCUGAUGUUGAGAAAAAAAUCAAAACUGCAUCUAAAAGAGAAGAAAUAGUUGAAAAUAAUUCCUACCUCUAUGAAAGCUUCAGCUCAGGUAAAAGGUACAGCAUCAGAAUCAGAGCAACAGACGCAGGCUUUUGUUUGGUAAGCCCAAACUGGGGAGAGUGGAGUAUGCCUGUGGAAUUUGGAACACAACAACUUACACCUACUUCAUCAUAUAUGCUAUUUCUGAUACCAGGGCUGGCAGCAGGUCUCGCAUUUUUCAUCUGCAUGACAGUAAGAGCUUAUUUGAAAAAAACAUCCGCUUCAGUACCACGGCCAAGAGACCCAUUCCAUGAGCCCUCUCCAGUGGCCUUCCAGACAGAAUAUAUGAAUCUAUUAAAAAAACAAGAAACUGAAGAAAUAAUAGAUAUUGAAGAAGUGAUGGAAUGCAAGUGAAAUGAGAAACUUGGUUUUUUUCAAGCAUAUACACCUUGUUGGCAAAAAUUAAGAAGUUUUUCAUAUCCUCUCACUUCUGGAAGCAGGGAGAAGAGCACUGACUGUAGAGUCAAUUCCCCAAGAUCUUAUCUCUAAAAGCCUCCAUGUAUUUGGUUGCAUUUUCUAUGAACAGUUAAGUUUUGAAUAUUUCUGUUUUUUAUUGUGAUGAACAUCACAGUAUUUCAUAAAAAAAAAAAAAAUCAGUAUUGCUUUGGAAGUUAUACUGUUUUUCAACACCAUGCAAAACAAUAAGUAAGAACAACCAAGCUUAAGGGGUUUAUUCAGGAUCUCCAUUGGUUUAGUGUCUUGAAAAAUGUACAGCCAUUCUGAAAUUGUGAUCACAAAUAAAAUUUGACAUCUGUAUGAAUGUCCACUGU
Molecule: messenger RNA, 1998 nt
Organism: Cyanistes caeruleus (blue tit)
Lineage: Eukaryota; Metazoa; Chordata; Aves; Passeriformes; Paridae
Source: RefSeq, a predicted model, not a curated record